This is a messenger RNA of Coregonus sp. 'balchen', 22538 nucleotides long. The record is from the annotation of a GenBank genome assembly. NCBI's taxonomy places the organism in Eukaryota, Metazoa, Chordata, Actinopteri, Salmoniformes, Salmonidae.
AUGUCAUCCCAGCUGCAGCCCUGGUCCUGUGAGCUACCUGUGGUGGGGGUGGGGAGGUGUAAGAGCUCCGGCCCUGUACAGGUGAGUCACAUGGACCACCUGGUGUUGACCGUGAAGAGUGUUCCAGACACCUGCACCUUCUAGUCCUCUGUCCUGGGCAUGGAGGUCAUCACCUUUAAGGUACAUUCUGAGUACUGACACAGAAUGUACUGCAUAAUCAAUGAUUAAUCUAUUGAUCACUUUUACUGAGAUAUUAAUUAUUCUACUUUGGAUAAAACAUGGAAACGUUUUCUACUGUUCUGACCAUGGUAGUUUCCACAGCUAACAACCAACAAGGUCAUUAAAUACAAGUUGAUAAACUCUCCAACUGGACUUUGUAAGCCUGUGGAAAAACUCCAGCAGAUGGUAGCCUUCACCAGUCUCUCUCUUCUUCUUUACCCCAGGGUGACCGGAAGGCGCUGUGUUUUGGGCAGCAGAAGUUGAACCUGAACCAGGUGGGUCAGGAGUUUGAACCCAAGGCUCUGAGACCCACCUCAGGAUCAGCUGACCUCUGUCUCCUCACCGCCACCCCCCUGGAUGCUGUAGCUACACACCUACAGGUGAUCAAACAGCCGCUACGCUCCUACAGUGGACACACUCCCAGUGGACACACUCCCAGUGGACACACUCCCAGUGGACACACUCCCAGUGGAAACACUCCCAGUGGACACACUCCCUGUGGAAACACUCCCAGUGGACACACUCCCAGUGGAAACACACCCAGUGGACACACUCCCAGUGGACACACUCCCAGUGGAAACACUCCCAGUGGACACACUCCCAGUGGAAACACACCCAGUGGACACACUCCCAGUGGACACACUCCCAGUGGACACACUCCCAGUGGAAACACACCCAGUGGACACACUCCCAGUGGACACACUCCCAGUGGACACACUCCCAGUGGAAACACUCCCAGUGGACACACUCCCUGUGGAAACACUCCCAGUGGACACACUCCCAGUGGAAACACACCCAGUGGACACACUCCCAGUGGAAACACUCCCAGUGGAAACACUCCCAGUGGAAACACAUCAGUGGACACACUCCCUGUGGAAACACUCCCAGUGGACACACUCCCAGUGGACACACUCCCAGUGGAAACACUCCCAGUGGACACACUCCCAGUGGACACACUCCCAGUGGACACACUCCCAGUGGAAACACUCCCAGUGGACACACUCCCUGUGGAAACCCUCCCAGUGGACACACUCCCAGUGGAAACACACCCAGUGGACACACUCCCAGUGGACACACUCCCAGUGGAAACACACCCAGUGGACACACUCCCAGUGGACACACUCCCAGUGGACACACUCCCAGUGGACACACACCCAGUGGACACACUCCCAGUGGAAACACACCCAGUGAACACACUCCCAGUGGACACACUCCCAGUGGACACACUCCCAGUGGAAACACUCCCAGUGGACACACUCCCAGUGGACACACUCCCAGUGGAAACACUCCCAGUGGACACACUCGCUACGCUCCUACAGUGGACACACUCCCAGUGGACACACUCCCAGUGGAAACACUCCCAGUGGACACACUCGCUACGCUCCUACAGUGGACACACUCCCAGUGGACACACUCCCAGUGGACACACUCCCAGUGGACACACUCCCAGUGGAAACACUCCCAGUGGAAACACUCCCAGUGGACACACUCCCAGUGGAAACACUCCCAGUGGACACAUUCCCAGUGGACACACUCCCAGUGGACACACUCCCAGUGGACACACUCCCAGUGGACACACUCCCAGUGGACACACUCCCAGUGGAAACACUCCCAGUGGACACAUUCCCAGUGGACACACUCCCAGUGGACACACUCCCAGUGGACACACUCCCAGUGGACACACUCCCAGUGGAAACACUCCCAGUGGACACACUCCCAGUGGACACACUCCCUGUGGACACACUCCCAGUGGACACACUCCCAGUGGACACACUCCCAGUGGAAACACUCCCAGUGGACACACUCCCAGUGGAAACACUCCCAGUGGACACACUCCCAGUGGACACACUCCCAGUGGAAACACUCCCAGUGGACACACUCCCAGUGGACACACUCCCAGUGGACACACUCCCAGUGGACACACUCCCAGUAGACACACUCCCAGUGGAAACACUCGCUACGCUCCUACAGUGGACACACUCCCAGUGGAAACACUCCCAGUGGAAACACUCCCAGUGGACACACUCCCAGUGGAAACACUCCCAGUGGACACACUCCCAGUGGAAACACUCCCAGUGGAAACACUCCCAGUGGACACACUCCCAGUGGACACACUCCCAGUGGAAACACUCCCAGUGGACACACUCCCAGUGGAAACACUCCCAGUGGACACACUCCCAGUGGACACACUCCCAGUGGACACACUCCCAGUGGAAACACUCGCUACGCUCCUACAGUGGACACACUCCCAGUGGAAACACUCCCAGUGGAAACACUCCCAGUGGACACACUCCCAGUGGACACACUCGCUACGCUCCUACAGUACAGUGGACACACUCCCAGUGGACACACUCCCAGUGGAAACACUCCCAGUGGACACACUCCCAGUGGAAACACUCCCAGUGGACACACUCCCAGUGGAAACACUCCCAGUGGACACACUCCCAGUGGAAACACUCCCAGUGGACACACUCCCAGUGGACACACUCCCAGUGGAAACACACCCAGUGGACACACUCCCAGUGGAAACACACCCAGUGGACACACUCCCAGUGGACACACUCCCAGUGGAAACACUCCCAGUGGACACACUCCCAGUGGACACACUCCCAGUGGACACACUCCCUGUGGACACACUCCCAGUGGACACACUCCCAGUGGACACACUCCCAGUGGAAACACUCCCAGUGGACACACUCCCAGUGGACACACUCCCAGUGGAAACACUCCCAGUGGAAACACUCCCAGUGGACACACUCCCAGUGGAAACACUCCCAGUGGACACACUCCCAGUGGACACACUCCCAGUGGAAACACUCCCAGUGGACACACUCCCAGUGGAAACACUCCCAGUGGACACACUCCCAGUGGAAACACUCCCAGUGGACACACUCCCAGUGGACACACUCCCAGUGGACACACUCCCAGUGGACACACUCCCAGUGGAAACACACCCAGUGGAAACACUCCCAGUGGACACACUCCCAGUGGACACACUCCCAGUGGAAACACUCCCAGUGGACACACUCCCAGUGGAAACACUCCCAGUGGACACACUCCCAGUGGAAACACUCCCAGUGGACACACUCCCAGUGGAAACACUCCCAGUGGACACACUCCCAGUGGAAACACUCCCAGUGGAAACACUCCCAGUGGACACACUCCCAGUGGAAACACUCCCAGUGGACACACUCCCAGUGGAAACACUCCCAGUGGUUUUUUGCUUUAGCCAAAUGAUUUGUUGUUAUCCUCAGCAGACAGUCUACCUCAGGGCACCCUGUUCCCUCUAUAGAGUAUUACUCUUGACGAGGGUCCAUAGGGGUCUAAUAGUAGUGCACUAUGUAGGGAAUAGGGGACCAUUUGGGACUCAACCUCUCAUUCUCCUGACCCUGACUGUUAGCGAAGUGCAAUGGAGUGUGGGACACAGUAUGUGUCCCAAAUGUCACCCUUUUCGUUAUGGGGCAGGGGCACUGAUCAAAAGUAGUGCACUAUGUAGGGGGAAUAAGGUGCUACAGUUGAAGUCGGAGGUUUACAUACACCUUAGCCAAAUACAUUUAAACUCUUUUUUUCACAAUUCCUGACAUUUAAUCGUAGUAAAAAUUCCCUGUCUCAGGUCAGUUAGGAUCACCACUUUAUUUUAAGAAUGUGAAAUGUCAGAAUAAUAGUAGAGAGAAUGAUUUAUUUCAGCUUUUAUUUCUUUCAUCACAUUCCCAGUGGGUCAGAAGUUUACAUACACUCAAUUAGUAUUAACUUGGGUCAAACGUUUCGGGUAGCCUUCCACAAGCUUCCCACAAUAAGUUGUGUCAAUUUUGGCCCAUUCCUCCUGACAGAGCUGGUGUAACUGAGUCAGGUUUGUAGGCCUCCUUGCUCGCACACGCUUUUUCAGUUCUGCCCACACAUUUUCUAUAGGAUUGAGGUCAGGGCUUUGUGAUGGCCACUCCAAUACCUUGACUUUGUUGUCCUUAAGCCAUUUUGCCACAACUUUGGAAGUAUGCUUGGGGUCAUUGUCCAUUUGGAAGACCCAUUUGCAACCAAGCUUUAACUUCCUGACUGAUGUCUUGAGAUGUUGCUUCAAUAUAUCCACAUAAUUUUCCUUCCUCAUGAUGCCAUGUAUUUUGUGAAGUGCACCAGCCCUUCCUGCAGCAAAGCACCCCCAAAGCAUGAUGCUGCCACCCCCGUGCUUCACGGUUGGGAUGGUGUUCUUCGGCUUGCAAGCAACCCCCUUUUUCCUCCAAACAUAACGAUGGUCAUUAUGGCUAAACAGUUCUAUUUUUGUUUCAUUAGACCAGAGGACAUUUCUCCAAAAAGUACGAUCUUCGUCCCCAUGUGCAGUUGCAAACCGUAGUCUGGCUUUUUUAUGGCGGUUUUGGAGCAGUGGCUUCUUCCUUGCUGAGCGGCCUUUCAGGUUAUGUCGAUAUAGGGCUCGUUUUACUGUGGAUGUAGAUACUUUUGUACCUGUUUCCUCCAGCAUCUUCACAAGGUCCUUUGCUGUUGUUCUGGGAUUGAUUUGCACUUUUCGCACCAAAGUACGUUCAUCUCUAGGAGACAGAACGCGUCUCCUUCCUGAGCGGUAUGACGGCUGCGUGGUCCCAUGGUGUUUAUACUUGCGUACUAUUGUUUGUACAGAUGAACAUGGUACCUUCAGGCGUUUGGAAAUUGCUCCCAAGGAUGAACCAGACUUGUGGAGAUCUACCAUUUUUAUUCUGAGGUCUUGGCUGAUUUCUUUUGAUUUUCCCAUGAUGUCAAGCAAAGAGGCACUGAGUGUGAAGGUAGGCCUUGAAAUACAUCCACUGGUACACCUCCAAAUCACUCUAAUUAUGUAAAUUAGCCUAUCAGAAGUUUCUAAAGCCAUGACAUAAUUUUCUGGAAUUUUCCAAGCUGUUUAAAGGCACAGUCAACUUAGUGUAUGUAAACUUCUGACCCACUGGAAUUGUGAUACAGUGAAUUAUAAGUGAAAUAAUCUGUCUGUAAACAAUUGUUGGAAAAAUUACUUGUGUCAUGCACAAAGUAGAUGUCCUAACCGACUUGCCAAAACUAUAGUUUGUUAACAAGAAAUUUGUUGAGUGGUUGAAAAAAUGAGUUUUAAUGACUCCAACCUAAGUGUAUGUAAACUUCCGACUUCAAAUGUAUUUGGGAGGCAGACACCCUGUUUUCUCUCCAAAACGGUUCUCCUGAUCUGGCAGACUCACUAAUCCUGCUGGAACAAAGUGUCCUUGUCAGUGGGGCUGGCUAAACCCAGCUGCUUAAAGUGCCCUGAAAUAGUAUGAAGACGUAAAUAACUAGUGGCAUUAUGGCUGUCUGUACAUCCUGUCCCCCUGGCCUGGCUGCUUGUGUUAAGGUCUGUAUGGCUGUCUGUACAUCCUGUCCCCCUGGCCUGGCUGCUUGUGUUAAGGUCUGUAUGGCUGUCUGUCCAUCCUGUCCCCCUGGCCUGGCUGCUUGUGUUAAGGUCUGUAUGGCUGUCUGUACAUCCUGUCCCCCUGGCCUGGCUGCUUGUGUUAAGGUCUGUAUGGCUGUCUGUACAUCCUGUCCCCCUGGCCUGGCUGCUUGUGUUAAGGUCUGGAUGGCUGUCUGUACAUCAUGUCCCCCUGGCCUGGCUGCUUGUGUUAAGGUCUGUAUGGCUGUCUGUCCAUCCUGUCCCCCUGGCCUGGCUGCUUGUGUUAAGGUCUGUAUGGCUGUCUGUACAUCCUGUCCCCCUGGCCUGGCUGCUUGUGUUAAGGUCUGUAUGGCUGUCUGUCCAUCCUGUCCCCCUGGCCUGGCUGCUUGUGUUAAGGUCUGUAUGGCUGAAUAAUGCAAUACAGAAAACAAGCCCUUCUAUAUAAAAGGCCUUUGUAUUGUCUGUGUUGAUUUUCAUCACACGGUGUAACUGGUGUGUUCCAAUGUAAAUGUGUCAUGUUAAGUUAACAUGUUACUGUGAGUGAAGAGGUUGGCUCAGACAGUUAGUCCUAGGAGAUGUUGGUCUUCUCCAUGUUGGUCUUCACAUUAAUGUUAACUGAUCCAUGGAAAACCAACAUGAUACACACACACACACACACACACGCACACACACUGGCAGACAUGGAGCUCUGGACAACACACACACAGACACGAUACACUGACAGACAUGGUGUGUUGGAGGAGGAAAACAAACUUCCUGUUCUUACUGCCCAUCCAUCCAUCAGGCCUAGGUCCUAACUUCCUGUUACUGCCCAUCCAUCCAUCAGGCCUAGGUCCUAACUUCCUGUUACUGCCCAUGCCCAUCCAUUAAUUCCUGUUACUGCUCCAUCAGGCCUAGGUCUAACUCCUGUACUCCACCAUCAUCAGGCCUAGGUCUACUCCUGUACUGCCAUCAUCCUAGGCCUAGGUCCUAACUCCUGUACGCCCACCAUCCACAGGCUAGGUCCUAACUUCCGUACUGCCCAUCCAUCACAGGCCUAGUCCUAUCUGUACUGCCAUCCAUCAUAGGCUGGUCCUAACUCCUGUUACUGCCCAUCCAUCAUCAGGCCUAGGUCCUAACUUCCUGUUAACUGCCCAUCCAUCCAUCAGGCCUAGUCUAACUUCCUGUUACUGCCCAUCAUCAGGCCUAGGUCCUAACUUCCUGUUACUGCCCAUCCAUCCAUCAGGCUAGGUCCUAACUUCCUGUUACUGCCCAUCCAUCAGGCCUAGGUCCUAACUUCCUGUUACUGCCCAUCACCAUCAGGCCUAGGUCCUAACUUCCUGUUACUGCCCAUCCAUCCAUCAGGCCUAGGUCCUAACUUCCUGUUACUGCCCAUCCAUCCAUCAGGCCUAGGUCCUAACUUCCUGUUACUGCCCAUCCAUCCAUCAGGCCUAGGUCCUAACUUCCUGUUACUCCUCCAUCCAUCCAGGCCUAGGUCCUAACUUCCUGUUACUGCCCAUCCAUCAGGCCUAGGUCCUAACUUCCUGUUACUGCCCAUCCAUCCAUCAGGCCUAGGUCCUAACUUCCUGUUACUGCCCAUCCAUCCAUCAUGGCCUAGGUCCUAACUUCCUGUUUACUGCCCAUCCAUCAGGCCUAGGUCCUAAGACUUCCCUGUUAUCUGCCCAUCCAUCCAUCAGGCCUAGGUCCUAACUUCCUGUUACUGCCCAUCCAUCAGGCCUAGGUCCUAACUUCCUGUUACUGCCCAUCCAUCCAUCAGGCCUAGGUCCUAACUUCCUGUUACUGCCCAUCCAUCCAUCAGGCCUAGGUCCUAACUUCCUGUUACUGCCCAUCCAUCCAUCAGGCCUAGGUCCUAACUCCUGUUACUGCUACCAUCCAUCAUGGCCUAGGUCCUAACUUCCUGUUAACUGCCCUCAUCCAUCAGGCCUAGGUCCUAACUUCCUGUUUACUGCCCAUCCAUCCAUCAGGCCUAGGUCCUAACUUCCUGUUCUUACUGCCCAUCCAUCCAUCAGGCCUAGGUCCUAACUUCCUGUUCUUACUGCCCAUCCACUCAGGCCUAGGUCCUAACUUCCUGUUACUGCAUCAUGCCCAUCCUACCAUUUCCAGCGCCUAGGUCCUAACUUCCUGUCUUACUGCCCAUCCAUCCAUCAGGCCUAGGUCCUAACUUCCUGUUCUUACUGCCCAUCCAUCAGGCCUAGGUCCUAACUUCCUGUCUUACUGCCCAUCCAUCCAUCAGGCCUAGGUCCUAACUUCCUGUACUCGCACUACUAUCACUUUACUGCCCAUCCAUCCAUCAGGCCUAGGUCCAACUUCCUGUUCUUACUGCUCCAUCCAUCAGGCCUAGGUCCUAACUUCCUGUUCUUACUGCCCAUCCAUCAGGCCUAGGUCCUAACUUCCUGUUCUUACUGCCCAUCCAUUCAGGCCUAGGUCCUAACUCCUGUUCUCUCUAGUCUAACUUCGUUUACUGCCCAUCCAUCCAUCAGGCCUAGGUCCUAACUUCCUGUUACUGCCCAUCCAUCCAUCAGGCCUAGGUCCUAACUUCCUGUUACUCAUCAUCAUCAGGCCAGUCCUAAUUUCCGUUCACUGCCCAUCCAUGGCCUAGGUCCUAACUUCCUGUUACUGCCCAUCCAUCCAUCAGGCCUAGGUCCUAACUUCCUGUUACUGCCCAUCCAUCCAUCAGGCCUAGGUCCUAACUUCCUGUUACUGCCCAUCCAUCCAUCAGGCCUAGGUCCUAACUUCCUGUUACUGCCUCUCAGCAUCAACUCUCACCCUCCAUCAGGCCUAGGUCCUAACUUCCUGUUACUGCCCAUCCAUCCAUCAGGCCUAGGUCCUAACUUCCUGUUACUGCCCAUCCAUCCAUCAGGCCUAGGUCCUAACUUCCUGUUACUUGCUCCCAUCCAUCCAUCAGGCUAGGUCCUAACUUCCUGUUACUGCCCAUCCAUCCAUCAGGCCUAGGUCCUAACUUCCUGUUACUGCUCCUCCAUCACCUAUCCUACUUCUUAUGCCCAUCCAUCCAUCAGGCCUAGGUCCUAACUUCCUGUUAACUGCCCAUCCACCAUCAGGCCUAGGUCCUAACUUCCUGUUACUGCCCAUCCAUCCAUCAGGCCUAGGUCCUAACUUCCUGUUACACUGCCCAUCCAUCCAUCAGGCCUAGGUCCUAACUUCCUGUUACUGCCCAUCCAUCCAUCAGGCCUAGGUCCUAACUUCCUGUUACUGCCCAUCCAUCCAUCAGGCCUAGGUCCUAACUUCCUGUUCUACUGAUUUUGCCCAUCCAUCCAUCAGGCCUAGGUCCUAACUUCCUGUUACUGCCCAUCCAUCCAUCAGGCCUAGGUCCUAACUUCCUGUUACUACCUCUACCUAUCCAACUUCCUGUUACUCAUCCAUCUCAGGCCUAGGUCCUAACUUCCUGUUACUGCCCAUCCAUCAGGCCUAGGUCCUAACUUCCUGUUAUACUGCCCAUCCAUCCUCAGGCCUAGGUCCUAACUUCCUGUUACUGCCCAUCCAUCCAUCAGGCCUAGGUCCUAACUUCCUGUUACUGCCCAUCCAUCCAUCAGGCCUAGGUCCUAACUUCCUGUUUUACUGCCCAUCCAUCCAUCAGGCCUAGGUCCUAACUUCCCUAUUCAGCUAGUCUACUUCUACUGCCCAUCCAUCCAUCAGGCCUAGGUCCUAACUUCCUGUUACUUGCCCAUCCAUCCAUCAGGCCUAGGUCCUAACUUCCUGUUACUGCCCAUCCAUCCAUCAGGCCUAGGUCCUAACUUCCUGUUACUGCCCAUCCAUCCAUCAGGCCUAGGUCCUAACUUCCUGUUACUGCCCAUCCAUCCAUCAGCCUAGGUCCUAACUUCCUGUUACUGCCCAUCCAUCCAUCAGGCCUAGGUCCUAACUUCCUGUUACUGCCCAUCCAUCCAUCAGACCUAGGUCCUAACUUCCUGUUACUGCCCAUCCACAGUAGUCCUAACUUCCGUAUGGCCCUCCUCCAUCGGCCUAGUCCUAACUUCCUGUUACUGCCCAUCCAUCCAUCAGGCCUAGGUCCUAACUUCCUGUUACUGCCCAUCCAUCCAUCAGGCCUAGGUCCUAACUUCCUGUUAACUCUGCCCCAUCCAUCCAUCAGGCCUAGGUCCUAACUUCCUGUUACUGCACAUCCAUCCAUCAGGCCUAGGUCCUAACUUCCUGUUACUGCCCAUCCAUCCAUCAGGCCUAGGUCCUAACUUCCUGUUACGCCAUCACUCGGCUAGUCUAACUUCUGGCCAUCAUCCAUCAGGCCUAGGUCCUAACUUCCUGUUACUGCCCAUCCAUCCAUCAGGCCUAGGUCCUAACUUCCUGUUCUUACUGCCCAUCCAUCCAUCAGGCCUAGGUCCUAACUUCCUGUUCUUACUGCCCAUCCAUCAGGCCUAGGUCCUAACUUCCUGUUACUGCCCAUCCAUCCAUCAGGCCUAGGUCCUAACUUCCUGUUACUGCCCAUCCAUCCAUCAGGCCUAGGUCCUAACUUCCUGUUACUGCCCAUCCAUCCAUCAGGCCUAGGUCCUAACUUCCUGUUACUGCCCAUCCAUCCAUCAGGCCUAUGUCCUAACUUCCUGUUACUGCCCAUCCAUCCAUCAGGCCUAGGUCCUAACUUCCUGUUACUGCCCAUCCAUCAGGCCUAGGUCCUAACUUCCUGUUACUGCCCAUCCAUCCAUCAGGCCUAGGUCCUAACUUCCUGUUCUUACUGCCCAUCCAUCCAUCAGGCCUAGGUCCUAACUUCCUGUUACUGCCCAUCCAUCAGGCCUAGGUCCUAACUUCCUGUUACUGCCCAUCCAUCAGGCCUAGGUCCUAACUUCCUGUUACUGCCCAUCCAUCAGGCCAGGGGAGAGCGACUGCCCCUCUCUUUGAAGCAACGGAAGCUCAAAGCCGACCGCGGUACAGCAGGCAUUGUUAGCAGAAAACAGGACCCCCCCAUUAUAGGAAUGGAAAAAUUGAAAUCUUUGUUGUCAAUCUUUGUGUAAAGAAACAAAACAAUCAAAGACAAUCAUGGUACCAAUAACUAUUUCUAAUACACCAGAUGUAUGUCCUUGAACGGAUUAUUUUAAAAUAGCAUACAGAAGGAUUAGGAUAUAAGGAUAAUUUAGUUGCUAAUGGCAGCCAUUUAUAGUAGUUGUGAAUAUAUACAGUAUGGAAGAUUGAAGAUGAUAUCCUCCUCAGUUUCCUCAACGGGAGGAGGUGGUGGAGGUUAAAGGAGGGAUGUGAGGAAGAGGAGGAGGAGGAGGGGGAGGAGGAGGAGGUUAAAGGAGGGAUGUGAGGAGGAGGAGAGGAGGAGGAGGUGGAGGAGGAGGAGGUGGAGGGGGAGGAGGUUAAAGGAGGGAUGUGAGGAGGAGGAGAGGAGGAGGAGGUUAAAGGAGGGAUGUGAGGAGGAGGAGAGGAGGAGGAGGAGGUUAAAGGAGGGAUGUGAGGAGGAGGAGAGGAGGAGGAGGAGGAGGAGGGGGAGGAGGAGGAGGACGAGGAGGAGAGGAGGACGAGGUGGAGGAGGGGGAGGAGGAGGUGGAGGAGGAUGAGGUUUCCAGGAAAAGGGAGCAGUAUAUCAUUCUGUCUGGACUAUUGUGUCACCAAGCACUUUGUGGUUUAUUACAUGGAACAUACAGCGCCUUCAGAAAGUAUUCACACCCCUUGACUUUAUCCACAUUUUGUUGUGUUACAAAUUGGUAUUAAAAUGGAUUUAAUUGUACUUUUUUUCAAUGAUCUACACAAAAUACUCUGUAAUGUCAAAGUGGAAGAAAAAUUCUAACAUUAUUUAAAGAUGAAUUAAAAAUGUAACACUAAUAUAUCUUGAUUAGAUCAGUAUUCUACCCUGACUCAAUACAUGUUACAAUAACCUUUUUGCAGUGAUUCCAGCUGGGAGUCUUCCUGGGUAUGUCUGUAAGAGCUUUCCACACCUGGAUUGUACAAAAUUAGCAUAUUAUUCUUUUCAGAAUUCUUCAAGCUCUGUCAAGUUGGUUGUUGAUCGUUGCUAGACAGCCAUUUUCAAAUCUUGCCAUGGAUUUUCAAGCCUAUAUAAGUCAAAACCGUAACUAGGCCACUCAGGAACAUUCAAUGGUGUCUUGGUAAUCAACUCCGGUGUAUAUUUGGCCUUGAGUCUGGGAGACAAAUGUCCUCUAGGAUUUUGCCCUAUAAAAACCUCCCUAGUCCUUGCCGAUGAAGAGCAGAUACAUAGCAUGAUGCAGUCACCACCAUGCUUGAAAAUAUGAAGAGUGGUACUCCGUGACGUGUUGUGUUGGAUGUGCCACAAACAUAACGCUUUGUAUUCAGGACAAAAUGUUCAUUUCUUUGCCACAUUUUAGCUGCAGACUUGGCAGGAACUAAUGGGGAUCCAUAAUAAACCCCAGGAAGAGUAGCUGCUGCCUUGGCAGGAACUAAUGGGGAUCCAUAAUAAACCCCAGGAAGAGUAGCUGCUGCCUUGGCAGGAACUAAUGGGGAUCCAUAAUAAACCCCAGGAAGAGUAGCUGCUGCCUUGGCAGGAACUAAUGGGGAUCCAUAAUAAACCCCAGGAAGAGUAGCUGCUGCCUUGGCAGGAACUAAUGGGGAUCCAUAAUAAACCCCAGGAAGAGUAGCUGCUGCCUUGGCAGGAACUAAUGGGGAUCCAUAAUAAAUAAAAAUAACUGCAAGGAAAGUCCUACUUCAUCACUAGUCACAGAUGGAGGGAUGGAGAGUAACAGGAACAUAUAGGAUCAGGAUCAGAUGAAAGUAACAGGAACAUAUAGGAUCAGGAUCAGAUGAAAGUAACAGGAACAUAUAGGAUCAGGAUCAGAUGAAAGUUACAGGAACAUAUAGGAUCAGGAUCAGAUGAAAGUAACAGGAACAUAUAGGAUCAGGAUCAGAUGAAAGUAACAGGAACAUAUAGGAUCAGGAUCAGAUGAAAGUUACAGGAACAUAUAGGAUCAGAAGAGUUCCAGACAGACGUGCUGCAUAUUUCCCUGUGAUGUUCCGAUGUAACAGUUGUUUUAAACUUCACAAUGAAACACCUUAAUGUCCACAGCCCCCACGCCCUCGGACCAGAGCUUUUGUGUGUGUGUGUGUGUGUGUGUGUGUGUGUGUGUGUCUCUAAGUGGAGGAGAAGUUUGGGUAAAUAAAGAGAAGAAAUGUUUCCUCAUUCCCCUGCCAUUCCUGGUUAUUUGAAGUGGAACUAAAUUAAUAUGUGGUUGUAAAUCUGGAUGGGAGGAAACAGGCUGGACAGGGUAGCUGUUGACAGUCCGGAGGCCCAGAGGGGUGCUCAGCCCUGUGUGUUUGCCCAGCUCAGCCCUACCCUGGCUGGUUUACCGGCAGCAGGCCCCAGCCCUCCUCUCCCCCCUGGCCCUGGUCCAGUCUAGCAGUGUUGGAACAGUUGGAUCAACAGAGAGGGGUGAGGUCCUGUCUCUGUAGCCGGUAGUCUCCACUUCAUAUAAAUAAAACUGUAAAGAGGUAAAGAGGCCUUUUAUAAAUGUUGGGAGAACAAACUGUGCUUCGCUGGGGGAUAGUCAUCGCCCGGGGAUUCCUUCCUUGAUUCCCCCCACCUCCUCGCUCUCUCCCUCUCUCCAUCCCUCUCUCCCUCCACCCCUUGGUCAUCUAGAUGUGAUGGACUAGCCAGUCUUGUUCAGUCUCUGCCAUGAUGGCAGCCCGCUCUUUCUCAGGAGAAAGGAAUGAGGGGCUGAGAGACUAAGGGCUCGAUUCAAUCAGAUUUGCGUUAGCCGACACCUGCGUAGCUGGCAUUUUGACGGUGUUGGAGAUGGAACCGUGUUAGAACUGUCAGAUCCACUAGCAGCUCCUGGUGUUAUACCGAUCGGACAUUGCCAUUGAGUCACAUUAAUAGGAAUCACAUGCGGCCGUGUUUACAUGUUUGAUUAGUAUGUCCCUGACUCAUACAGCACAGUAAAGUAUAUAGGCAACACAUCUCAGAGUACAGUAUAUAGGCAACACGUCUCACAGUACAGUAUAUAGGCAACACAUCUCAGAGUACAGUAUAUAGGCAACACGUCUCUCAGUAAAGUAUAUAGGCAACACGUCUCACAGUACAGUAUAUAGGCAACACGUCUCAGAGUAAAGUAUAUAGGCAACACGUCUCAGAGUAAAGUAUAUAGGCAACACGUCUCACAGUACAGUAUAUAGGCAACACGUCUCAGAGUAAAGUAUAUAGGCAACACGUCUCACAGUAAAGUAUAUAGGCAACACGUCUCACAGUACAGUAUAUAGGCAACACGUCUCACAGUAAAGUAUAUAGGCAACACGUCUCUCAGUAAAGUAUAUAGGCAACACGUAUCACAGUACAGUAUAUAGGCAACACGUCUCAGAGUAAAGUAUAUAGGCAACACGUCUCACAGUAAAGUAUAUAGGCAACACGUCUCAGAGUACAGUAUAUAGGCAACACGUCUCACAGUACAGUAUAUAGGUAACACGUCUCACAGUAAAGUACAGUAUAUAGGCAACACGUCUCAGAGUAAAGUAUAUAGGCAACACGUCUCAGAGUACAGUAUAUAGGUAACACGUCUCAGAGUAAAGUAUAUAGGCAACACGUCUCACAGUACAGUAUAUAGGCAACACGUCUCAGAGUAAAGUAUAUAGGCAACACGUCUCACAGUACAGUAUAUAGGUAACACGUCUCACAGUACAGUAUAUAGGCAACACGUCUCACAGUAAAGUAUAUAGGCAACACGUCUCAGAGUAAAGUAUAUAGGCAACACGUCUCACAGUACAGUAUAUAGGCAACACGUCUCAGAGUAAAGUAUAUAGGCAACACGUCUCACAGUACAGUAUAUAGGCAACACGUCUCAGAGUAAAGUAUAUAGGCAACACGUCUCACAGUACAGUAUAUAGGCAACACGUCUCAGAGUAAAGUAUAUAGGCAACACGUCUCACAGUACAGUAUAUAGGCAACACGUCUCACAGUAAAGUAUAUAGGCAACACGUCUCAGAGUAAAGUAUAUAGGCAACACGUCUCACAGUACAGUAUAUAGGCAACACGUCUCACAGUACAGUAUAUAGGCAACACGUCUCAGAGUAAAGUAUAUAGGCAACACGUCUCACAGUAAAGUAUAUAGGCAACACGUCUCAGAGUACAGUAUAUAGGCAACACGUCUCACAGUACAGUAUAUAGGCAACACGUCUCACAGUAAAGUACAGUAUAUAGGCAACACGUCUCACAGUAAAGUAUAUAGGCAACACGUCUCACAGUAAAGUACAGUAUAUAGGCAACACGUCUCACAGUAAAGUAUAUAGGCAACACGUCUCAAAGUAAAGUACAGUAUAUAGGCAACACGUCUCAGAGUAAAGUAUAUAGGCAACACGUCUCACAGUAAAGUAUAUAGGCAACACGUCUCAGAGUACAGUACAUAGGCAACACGUCUCACAGUAAAGUAUAUAGGGAACACGUCUCAGAGUACAGUAUAUAGGCAACACGUCUCACAGUACAGUAUAUAGGCAACACGUCUCACAGUACAGUAUAUAGGCAACACGUCUCACAGUAAAGUAUAGGCAACACGUCUCACAGUAAAGUAUAUAGGCAACACGUCUCAGAGUAAAGUAUAUAGGCAACACGUCUCAGAGUAAAGUAUAUAGGCAACACGUCUCACAGUACAGUAUAUAGGCAACACGUCUCAGAGUACAGUAUAUAGGCAACACGUCUCAGAGUAAAGUAUAUAGGCAACACGUCUCAGAGUACAGUAUAUAGGCAACACGUCUCAGAGUAAAGUAUAUAGGCAACACGUCUCAGAGUACAGUAUAUAGGCAACACGUCUCAGAGUAAAGUAUAUAGGCAACACGUCUCACAGUAAAGUAUAUAGGCAACACGUCUCAGAGUACAGUAUAUAGGCAACACGUCUCAGAGUAAAGUAUAUAGGCAACACGUCUCAGAGUACAGUAUAUAGGCAACACGUCUCACAGUAAAGUAUAUAGGCAACACGUCUCACAGUAAAGUACAGUAUAUAGGCAACACGUCUCACAGUAAAGUAUAUAGGCAACACGUCUCAAAGUAAAGUACAGUAUAUAGGCAACACAUCUCAGAGUAAAGUAUAUAGGCAACACGUCUCACAGUACAGUAUAUAGGCAACACGUCUCACAGUACAGUAUAUAGGCAACACGUCUCACAGUAAAGUAUAGGCAACACGUCUCACAGUAAAGUAUAUAGGCAACACGUCUCAGAGUAAAGUAUAUAGGCAACACGUCUCAGAGUAAAGUAUAUAGGCAACACGUCUCACAGUACAGUAUAUAGGCAACACGUCUCAGAGUACAGUAUAUAGGCAACACGUCUCAGAGUAAAGUAUAUAGGCAACACGUCUCAGAGUACAGUAUAUAGGCAACACGUCUCAGAGUAAAGUAUAUAGGCAACACGUCUCAGAGUACAGUAUAUAGGCAACACGUCUCAGAGUAAAGUAUAUAGGCAACACGUCUCACAGUAAAGUAUAUAGGCAACACGUCUCAGAGUACAGUAUAUAGGCAACACGUCUCAGAGUAAAGUAUAUAGGCAACACGUCUCAGAGUAAAGUAUAUAGGCAACACGUCUCACAGUACAGUAUAUAGGUAACACGUCUCAGAGUAAAGUAUAUAGGUAACACGUCUCACAGUACAGUAUAUAGGCAACACGUCUCACAGUACAGUAUAUAGGCAACACGUCUCACAGUAAAGUAUAUAGGCAACACGUCUCACAGUAAAGUAUAUAGGCAACACGUCUCAGAGUACAGUAUAUAGGCAACACGUCUCACAGUACAGUAUAUAGGCAACACGUCUCAGAGUAAAGUAUAUAGGCAACACGUCUCACAGUAAAGUAUAUAGGCAAACACGUCUCUCAGUGCAGUAUAUAGGCAACACGUCUCACAGUACAGUAUAUAGGCAACACGUCUCAGAGUAAAGUAUAUAGGCAACACGUCUCACAGUAAAGUAUAUAGGCAACACGUCUCAGAGUAAAGUAUAUAGGCAACACGUCUCACAGUAAAGUAUAUAGGCAACACGUCUCAGAGUAAAGUAUAUAGGCAACACGUCUCAGAGUAAAGUAUAUAGGCAACACGUCUCACAGUACAGUAUAUAGGCAACACGUCUCAGAGUAAAGUAUAUAGGCAACACGUCUCUCAGUAAAGUAUAUAGGCAACACGUCUCACAGUACAGUAUAUAGGCAACACGUCUCAGAGUAAAGUAUAUAGGCAACACAUCUCACAGUACAGUAUAUAGGCAACACGUCUCAGAGUAAAGUAUAUAGGCAACACGUCUCACAGUAAAGUAUAUAGACAACACGUCUCAGAGUAAAGUAUAUAGGCAACACGUCUCACAGUACAGUAUAUAGGCAACACGUCUCACAGUAAAGUAUAUAGGCAACACGUCUCAGAGUAAAGUAUAUAGGCAACACGUCUCACAGUACAGUAUAUAGGCAACACGUCUCAGAGUAAAGUAUAUAGGCAACACGUCUCAGAGUAAAGUAUAUAGGCAACACGUCUCACAGUAAAGUAUAUAGGCAACACGUCUCACAGUACAGUAUAUAGGCAACACGUCUCACAGUACAGUAUAUAGGCAACACGUCUCAGAGUAAAGUAUAUAGGUAACACGUCUCACAGUACAGUAUAUAGGCAACACGUCUCAGAGUAAAGUAUAUAGGUAACACGUCUCACAGUACAGUAUAUAGGCAACACGUCUCACAGUAAAGUAUAUAGGCAACACGUCUCACAGUAAAGUACAGUAUAUAGGCAACACGUCUCACAGUAAAGUAUAUAGGCAACACGUCUCAAAGUAAAGUACAGUAUAUAGGCAACACGUCUCAGAGUAAAGUAUAUAGGCAACACGUCUCACAGUAAAGUAUAUAGGCAACACGUCUCAGAGUACAGUAUAUAGGCAACACGUCUCACAGUAAAGUAUAUAGGGAACACGUCUCAGAGUACAGUAUAUAGGCAACACGUCUCACAGUACAGUAUAUAGGCAACACGUCUCACAGUACAGUAUAUAGGCAACACGUCUCACAGUACAGUAUAUAGGCAACACGUCUCACAGUAAAGUAUAGGCAACACGUCUCACAGUAAAGUAUAUAGGCAACACGUCUCAGAGUAAAGUAUAUAGGCAACACGUCUCAGAGUAAAGUAUAUAGGCAACACGUCUCACAGUACAGUAUAUAGGCAACACGUCUCAGAGUACAGUAUAUAGGCAACACGUCUCAGAGUAAAGUAUAUAGGCAACACGUCUCACAGUACAGUAUAUAGGGAACACGUCUCAGAGUAAAGUAUAUAGGCAACACGUCUCAGAGUACAGUAUAUAGGCAACACGUCUCAGAGUAAAGUAUAUAGGCAACACGUCUCAGAGUACAGUAUAUAGGCAACACGUCUCAGAGUAAAGUAUAUAGGCAACACGUCUCACAGUAAAGUAUAUAGGCAACACGUCUCAGAGUACAGUAUAUAGGCAACACGUCUCAGAGUAAAGUAUAUAGGCAACACGUCUCAGAGUAAAGUAUAUAGGCAACACGUCUCACAGUACAGUAUAUAGGUAACACGUCUCAGAGUAAAGUAUAUAGGUAACACGUCUCACAGUACAGUAUAUAGGCAACACGUCUCACAGUACAGUAUAUAGGCAACACGUCUCACAGUAAAGUAUAUAGGCAACACGUCUCACAGUAAAGUAUAUAGGCAACACGUCUCAGAGUACAGUAUAUAGGCAACACGUCUCACAGUACAGUAUAUAGGCAACACGUCUCAGAGUAAAGUAUAUAGGCAACACGUCUCACAGUAAAGUAUAUAGGCAACACGUCUCUCAGUACAGUAUAUAGGCAACACGUCUCACAGUACAGUAUAUAGGCAACACGUCUCAGAGUAAAGUAUAUAGGCAACACGUCUCACAGUAAAGUAUAUAGGCAACACGUCUCAGAGUAAAGUAUAUAGGCAACACGUCUCACAGUACAGUAUAUAGGCAACACGUCUCAGAGUAAAGUAUAUAGGCAACACGUCUCAGAGUAAAGUAUAUAGGCAACACGUCUCACAGUAAAGUAUAUAGGCAACACGUCUCACAGUACAGUAUAUAGGCAACACGUCUCACAGUACAGUAUAUAGGCAACACGUCUCAGAGUAAAGUAUAUAGGUAACACGUCUCACAGUACAGUAUAUAGGCAACACGUCUCAGAGUAAAGUAUAUAGGUAACACGUCUCACAGUACAGUAUAUAGGCAACACGUCUCACAGUAAAGUAUAUAGGCAACACGUCUCACAGUAAAGUACAGUAUAUAGGCAACACGUCUCACAGUAAAGUAUAUAGGCAACACGUCUCAAAGUAAAGUACAGUAUAUAGGCAACACGUCUCAGAGUAAAGUAUACAGGCAACACGUCUCACAGUAAAGUAUAUAGGCAACACGUCUCAGAGUACAGUAUAUAGGCAACACGUCUCACAGUAAAGUAUAUAGGGAACACGUCUCAGAGUACAGUAUAUAGGCAACACGUCUCACAGUACAGUAUAUAGGCAACACGUCUCACAGUACAGUAUAUAGGCAACACGUCUCACAGUACAGUAUAAAGGCAACACGUCUCACAGUAAAGUAUAGGCAACACGUCUCACAGUAAAGUAUAUAGGCAACACGUCUCAGAGUAAAGUAUAUAGGCAACACGUCUCAGAGUAAAGUAUAUAGGCAACACGUCUCACAGUACAGUAUAUAGGCAACACGUCUCAGAGUACAGUAUAUAGGCAACACGUCUCAGAGUAAAGUAUAUAGGCAACACGUCUCACAGUACAGUAUAUAGGGAACACGUCUCAGAGUAAAGUAUAUAGGCAACACGUCUCAGAGUACAGUAUAUAGGCAACACGUCUCAGAGUAAAGUAUAUAGGCAACACGUCUCAGAGUACAGUAUAUAGGCAACACGUCUCAGAGUAAAGUAUAUAGGCAACACGUCUCACAGUAAAGUAUAUAGGCAACACGUCCAGAGUACAGUAUAUAGGCAAACACGUCUCAGAGUAAAGUAUAUAGGCAAACACGUCUCAGAGUAAAGUAUAUAGGCAACACGUCUCACAGUACAGUAUAUAGGUAAACACGUCUCAGAGUAAAGUAUAAUAGGUAACACGUCUCACAGUACAGUAUAUAGGCAACACGUCUCACAGUACAGUAUAUAGGCAACACGUCUCACAGUAAAGUAUAUAGGCAACACGUCUCACAGUAAAGUAUAUAGGCAACACGUCUCAGAGUACAGUAUAUAGGCAACACGUCUCACAGUACAGUAUAUAGGCAACACGUCUCAGAGUAAAGUAUAUAGGCAACACGUCUCACAGUAAAGUAUAUAGGCAACACGUCUCAGAGUAAAGUAUAUAGGCAACACGUCUCACAGUAAAGUAUAUAGGCAACACGUCACGUCUCAGAGUAAAGUAUAUAGGCAACACGUCUCACAGUACAGUAUAUAGGCAACACGUCUCAGAGUAAAGUAUAUAGGCAACACGUCUCUCAGUAAAGUAUAUAGGCAACACGUCUCACAGUACAGUAUAUAGGCAACACGUCUCAGAGUAAAGUAUAUAGGCAACACGUCUCACAGUACAGUAUAUAGGCAACACGUCUCAGAGUAAAGUAUAUAGGCAACACGUCUCACAGUACAGUAUAUAGGCAACACGUCUCAGAGUAAAGUAUAUAGGCAACACGUCUCACAGUAAAGUAUAUAGGCAACACGUCUCAGAGUAAAGUAUAUAGGCAACACGUCUCACAGUACAGUAUAUAGGCAACACGUCUCACAGUAAAGUAUAUAGGCAACACGUCUCAGAGUAAAGUAUAUAGGCAACACGUCUCACAGUACAGUAUAUAGGCAACACGUCUCAGAGUAAAGUAUAUAGGCAACACGUCUCAGAGUAAAGUAUAUAGGCAACACGUCUCACAGUAAAGUAUAUAGGCAACACGUCUCACAGUACAGUAUAUAGGCAACACGUCUCACAGUACAGUAUAUAGGGAACACGUCUCAGAGUACAGUAUAUAGGUAACACGUCUCACAGUACAGUAUAUAGGUAACACGUCUCACAGUAAAGUAUAUAGGCAACACGUCUCACAGUAAAGUAUAUAGGCAACACGUCUCACAGUACAGUAUAUAGGCAACACGUCUCACAGUACAGUAUAUAGGCAACACGUCUCAGAGUACAGUAUAUAGGUAACACGUCUCAGAGUACAGUAUAUAGGUAACACGUCUCACAGUAAAGUAUAUAGGCAACACGUCUCACAGUACAGUAUAUAGGCAACACGUCUCACAGUAAAGUAUAUAGGUAACACGUCUCACAGUACAGUAUAUAGGUAACACGUCUCAGAAUAAAGUAUAUAGGCAACACGUCUCAGAGUACAGUAUAUAGGCAACACGUCUCACAGUAAAGUAUAUAGGUAACACGUCUCACAGUACAGUAUAUAGGUAACACGUCUCACAGUAAAGUAUAUAGGCAACACGUCUCACAGUAAAGUAUAUAGGCAACACGUCUCACAGUACAGUAUAUAGGCAACACGUCUCAGAGUAAAGUAUAUAGGCAACACGUCUCAGAGUACAGUAUAUAGGCAACACGUCUCACAGUAAAGUAUAUAGGUAACACGUCUCACAGUACAGUAUAUAGGUAACACGUCUCACAGUAAAGUAUAUAGGCAACACGUCUCACAGUAAAGUAUAUAGGCAACACGUCUCACAGUACAGUAUAUAGGCAACACGUCUCAGAGUAAAGUAUAUAGGCAACACGUCUCAGAGUACAGUAUAUAGGCAACACGUCUCACAGUAAAGGAUGUGUGUACUGUUUGAUGCUUGGUUAACUCUCACAGUAAAGUAGCAAAGAGGCUGUUUUGGUACAAUUUGGCUGAUUUAAGAAUAGACUUGAUAGUUGAUAGAUAGUGUUUCGGUAGUUGGCCCAGCGUCGUCCGGGUUCGGCCGGUGUAGGCCGUCAUUGGAAAUAAGAAUUUGUUCUUAACUGACUUGCCUGGUUAAAUAAAGGUCAAAUAAAAAAUGCAUGUUUUUGUUGUUAUUGUAUUUCAGGUGGAGAGGGAAGAGCACUAGAGCAUGUAACCUAACUAUUCAAAACUAACAUGGGUCAUUUACACAGCUUUAUUGCAUUUAGUCAUCCCCCAAAUUCGGCCAUUGAAAGCCUUGACCCUUGACAGCCUUCCUCAGGGAACGGCCUGCUGGCAGCCUUCCUCAGGGAACGGCCUGCUGGCAGCCUUCCUCAGGGAACGGCCUGCUGGCAGCCUUCCUCAGGGAACGGCCUGCUGGCAGCCUUCCUCAGGGAACGGCCUGCUGGCAGCCUUCCUCAGGGAACGGCCUGCUGGCAGCCUUCCUCAGGGAACGGCCUGCUGGCAGCCUUCCUCAGGGAACGGCCUGCUGACAGCCUUCCUCAGGGAACGGCCUGCUGACAGCCUUCCUCAGGGAACGGCCUGCUGGCAGCCUUCCUCAGGGAACGGCCUGCUGACAGCCUUCCUCAGGGAACGGCCUGCUGGCAGCCUUCCUCAGGGAACGGCCUGCUGGCAGCCUUCCUCAGGGAACGGCCUGCUGACAGCCUUCCUCAGGGAACGGCCUGCUGACAGCCUUCCUCAGGGAACGGCCUGCUGGCAGCCUUCCUCAGGGAACGGCCUGCUGACAGCCUUCCUCAGGGAACGGCCUGCUGGCAGCCUUCCUCAGGGAACGGCCUGCUGACAGCCUUCCUCAGGGAACGGCCUGCUGCUCUCGAGUUCCAUGGUCCAGCAGACUCACCUGUGGACAGAGGGACAGAAGCAUUUUAGUUUUAAUUAAAGUCUGGGACACUUGAGGAAGGAGAACGUUUUGACGUACAGUAAAUCCAACCAGUGACCCUUGGUUAUAUGAUUCUGGACAACAGACACAGUCAGCCUGGACAACAGACAGACUGGACAACAGACACAGUCAGCCUGGACAACAGACACAGUCAGCCUGGACAACAGACAGACUGGACAACAGACACAGUCAGCCUAUACAACAGACACAGUCAGCCUAGACAACAGACACAGUCAGCCUGGACAACAGACACAGUCAGCCUAG